UUGACCAGCGCGACAAUCGAGACGCGACAAGUUUCGCACUCGCCAUUCCUUAUCACCGCCAACAUCUCGGCCAACAGGGAACGGUUCUCGACGGCAGGGUUCGCAACCCCCCACAGCACACGCUCUCUCCAUUCUGGGUGUUUUAGUUAAACAGGACACAGUGUUAAAUGAAUCCUGCUGAACUUAAUCAGUACCAACCAGUCGCUACCUUCGAGAAGCACGAAAGCUCACAUUUCUACAAAAUGGAAAAGGGUAGUCCAUCGCGCCAGUUUAUGGCUGGCAUAAUCGUGAACCUGGCCUCGGUUAUGGUAGGCACAUCGCUCGGUUGGACCUCACCAAUUGGUCCUAAAUUUGCCUCCAAAGCUGCCACACCGCUAGAUACGAUCCCGUCGGACUCGGAAAGCUCCUGGAUUGCGUCCCUGGUGGCGAUGGGUGCACUGAUUGCACCCUUCAUCGCUGGACCGUUAGCGGAACGGAUUGGGCGUAAGUACACGCUACUCGCUAGCUCGGCUUUCUUCAUCGUGUCCUGGGUGCUGUUGUUGACGACAACGACCGUAGUGCAGGUGCUGGUGGCCCGCUUCCUACAAGGUUUGGGCGUUGGCUUCGUAAUGACCGUGCAGACAAUGUACAUCGGCGAAAUCGCUAGUGCCGAGUAUCGCGGUGCGCUAGGAUCCCUCAUGCAGUUGUGCAUCGUUACUGGAAUUCUGUACGUGUACAGCAUUGGACCGUAUGUAUCGUACCAUGCGCUACAGUGGGCCUGCUUGGUACUUCCGAUUGUGUUCGAUGCGACGUUCUUCUUUAUGCCGGAAACACCUGCGUACUACAUCUCCAAGGGCGACAAAGAGAAGGCGGUUGAAUCGUUGUGCUUUUUGCGCGGCAAAACCGUGGAAGGUGUACAGGAGGAACUGCACGAAAUAUCGACCACCGUCGAGGAGUCGCUCAAGAACAAGGGUACGGUGAUGGACCUUUUCCGCAAUGCCGGUAACGUGAAGGCACUGAUCAUUUGUGCCGGUCUGAUCAGCUUCCAGCAGCUGUCCGGCAUCAACGUGAUUCUGUUCUACAGCCAGAACAUCUUCGAAAGCACCGGCAGCAGUCUGUCACCGGCCGUCUCAACCAUACUCGUCGGUGCGGUCCAGGUGCUGGCCAGCGGUGCCACUCCGCUCAUCGUCGAUCGGCUGGGACGCAAGCCGAUCCUGCUGACAUCUGCGGGCGGCAUGUGCAUCUCGCUCGGUACGAUGGGGCUGUACUUCUUCCUCAAGCACACCCGGUCACCCUCGAUCGACAGUCUCGGCUGGCUGCCGAUUAUGUCGCUGAUCGUUUUCGUGACGGUGUACUGCAUCGGAUUUGGACCGUUGCCGUGGGCAGUGCUGGGUGAAAUGUUCCCGGCGAAUGUCAAAUCGAUCGCAUCGUCGAUCGUCGCAUCCACCUGUUGGGUGCUUGGCUUUAUUAUUCUGCAAUUUUUCUCCGACCUGGACAACGCCGUCGGCUCACACUGGUCGUUCUGGAUCUUUGGCAUCCUGUGCGCUGUGGCGUUUGCGUUUACCUUUACGACGGUGAUGGAAACCAAGGGACUUAGCUUACAGGAGAUUCAGGAUCGGUUAAAUGGUAGAAUCUAAGCCUACAAUCGGCUGCGUUUGACAGAGUUUUGUCGGUUUUACCACCACGCAUGUCCUGCUAGUGGUGGUGUGGUAGUGCUCAAAAAAUGUUGCUGUAGAAUUACUAGUUGUUACUUCCUUCGCUUAGCCAGUGUAGUAAGCUUUCGCCCGCACCAAAGUGAUACGUUUGCUAGGAAUCGCAAACGAAAACGUUGAAUGUAUUGUGUUACUUUACUUGAAUAAAAAGAAGUAGUAUCUGUAUACUAUAAGGUAUGUUCUACGAGUGUGUGCAU
This is a messenger RNA of Anopheles moucheti, 1888 nucleotides long. RefSeq names its product facilitated trehalose transporter Tret1. Lineage: Eukaryota; Metazoa; Arthropoda; Insecta; Diptera; Culicidae. Gene Ontology annotation, biological process: transmembrane transport; carbohydrate transport. The record is from RefSeq and is a predicted model, not a curated record. Gene Ontology annotation, cellular component: membrane. Bases 168 to 1616 code for a protein of 482 amino acids. Gene Ontology annotation, molecular function: sugar transmembrane transporter activity. The transcript has 5 exons.